CCGAGGGGACUUCGCGCCCGCGGGCUCGGCUGGGCUCCGGCCGCAAGCCCCGCGCCCCCCCGCCCCCGCGUCCCCUCGGCGCCUCCUCCACCCCCGCACCGCCCCCGCCCCACGCGCACUCCCAGGCUCGGCCACAGCCUCGCUGCGCACCGAGGAGCCCGGCUGGGGCGGCGGGGCUGGGGCUGCGGGCUCGUGGGCGCCGCAAACAUGAGGGGGGCCCCGGAGGCCGGGAGCCCGAGAGCCCCGGGGGAGGCAGGGGUGCGUGGCCCGGGGCAGCAGCCGGAGCGCGCCGGGGCGUAGGGGUCGCGGCCCGCGAUGGACCACGCUGGGGACGAUCCGGACUAGCCGCCUCAGGUGUCUGCUUCGCAGGGAUCCUGACCACACACACCCCAGACAGCCUCCCCUCUUCUGGCCAGUGGACUCUGCAAACCUGCUUCCGCAAUGGGUGGGUUGUGAGUGCUGGUAACGAGGAGCUGUGGGCUCAGCCAGCUUUGGAGAUGCCGAAAAGACGGGACAUCCUGGCGAUCAUCCUCAUAGUGCUGCCCUGGACACUGCUUGUCACGGUCUGGCACCAGAGCACCAUCGCUCCCCUGCUGGCUGCACACAAGGAUGAUGGCAGUGACCCCCGGCGUGAUGUGCCACAGGGCACAGACCCCAGGGAGUACUGUAUGUCAGAUCGGGACAUCGUGGAGGUGGUGCGCACCGAGUAUGUGUACACGCGGCCGCCGCCGUGGUCGGACACGCUGCCGACCAUCCACGUGGUGACACCCACCUACAGCCGUCCUGUGCAGAAGGCCGAGCUGACGCGCAUGGCCAACACGCUGCUACAUGUGCCGAACUUGCACUGGCUGGUGGUGGAGGACGCGCCGCGCCGCACACCGCUGACCACCCGCCUGCUGCGUGACACUGGCCUCAACUACACGCACCUGCACGUGGAGACACCUCGCAACUAUAAGCUGCGUGGCGACGCCCGCGACCCGCGCAUCCCACGAGGCACCAUGCAGCGCAAUCUGGCCCUGCGCUGGCUGCGGGAGACCUUCCCGCGCAACUCCAGCCAGCCGGGUGUGGUGUACUUCGCGGAUGACGAUAACACCUACAGCCUGGAGCUCUUUGAAGAGAUGCGCAGCACCAGGAGGGUAUCCGUGUGGCCUGUGGCCUUUGUGGGUGGCCUCCGGUACGAGGCCCCUCGGGUCAACGGGGCAGGCAAGGUGGUUGGCUGGAAGACAGUGUUCGACCCCCACCGACCGUUUGCAAUAGACAUGGCUGGGUUUGCCGUCAACUUGAAGCUCAUCCUCCAGCGGAGUCAGGCCUACUUCAAGCUGCGUGGCGUGAAAGGAGGCUACCAGGAGAGCAGCCUCCUUCGAGAACUUGUCACCCUCAAUGAUCUAGAGCCCAAGGCAGCCAACUGCACCAAGAUACUGGUAUGGCACACACGGACUGAGAAGCCGGUGCUGGUGAACGAGGGAAAAAAAGGCUUCACUGACCCUACUGUGGAGAUCUGAGUCCUGAACACAGGAAACUCCUCCUCAGACCCUAUUCCUGGCCUUCUGUCCUCUCCUACAGUUGGCAGUCCCUCUAAGGCAGACUCCUCGGGAAUCGCCAGUACCCUCGUUUCUAUUCUGAGGGCUUCAGAGAGAGCCCAGCCUCAUGCCAAGACAAAGGACUGAGACCCUAAAGCACAGAAACUCCAGACCUGCUGUUCUUCCAUGCAGCAUGACCAGGGCCAGCGGCUGGCCUGUGGGCAACAGCCCUGAGUGAAAACAGGCCUGAAGAGAAGUGAAAGACCCCAACAGUCGAGUAGAGUAUAACCUUCCCAACCACUACUGCUACUGAGCCCAGAACCCCCACACAGCACCCCCAUAUAGGACACUGGGCCGGAGUAUUCUGAAGACCAGAGGACAGCCUGCCCUGACGACGUGGGCAUCAGAAGCACCCCAGUCCCAUCUUGGAGAGCUGCUCCCGAGUAGAUUUACCUCGCUGGCUUUCCAGAGCAGAAGACUGGCUUGGAUACCAACAGGAACCAAUCUGCAUAAGCCCCCAACACUCCUGUACCUCAUGCUCUGUGGGAAUAAGCCCCUUCAUCCAGUCCCACAUCCCAAAAUCCUGCUCUUUCCACCACAGGGAAAGAGGAGGGUCCUCAAAUUAACAGUGGCCCUAGACUGAGACCCUGUGGUCACAUCGACAUAUCACCAAGUUCCAGGGCUGGAAUGGCCAGAACCCCUUUCCUUGGAGCUCCUGGAAAUCACAAACCUCACAGAAGGGUGAGACAGAAAGAGGAGGGGUCCAGAAUUCCCCCCUGCCCUGGUUGGGGGCACAGGGGAGGGCUGCUUUGUUUUAGCUGAGGGUAUUAUGGAGAAGGGACAGGGAUCAACUGGACACUAUUGGGUGGGGAGGAGAAGCACUGAGCACACACCUAUUUUGGAAAGGAAUCUGUUUUAAAUGCAAAAUGAGAAUGCCUCACUUGUCCCUAAACUGAGGAAAGCUGCCCACCCCACACCCCAGCAGCUUUACUCCACCAGGAAGGCCCUUCCCUGGCUGCCCCUACCUGAGGUCAGCUUUGACCAGCACGCCCUCUGGUGGCUGGCAUGCUCUGCUGCAGAAAGUUGGAAGCACAAUUUCCUUCCAAAUGGCAGGAACAGCAUGGCCUGAGUCCACUGCAGAGGUGUUUUGGAGUUUUGUUUGUCUUUGUUUUAACUGCUAACAGUCCCCACUCCAUCAUCACUCACUCUGGGAUGAUGGGACUCAGCCCAACGAAUGACAUAACAUUGAAAAAAAAUAGCACUGGCCACCUUGAGUUUUUUGAAGUGGGUUUAACUCCCCCCAGUUCUCAUGAAACCAUGCUGAUGCUCACAUCCCUGAGAAAGGAGCUCCCCACCCCUCCCCCAAGAGUACUCCAGACUCACACUUUCUGUGGUGACUUUGAGAGCAGGGGUUGUGUGGGAUGGAGUGGCUGGAGAGAGCAGAGCCACCAUCACAUGCGGGCCUGGCUGCCCACCCCAGCCUGGAUGAUCUCAGGUCAGUGCAGCUAGGCUCAGGCCACUUUAGCCAAAAACCUAUGGCUCAUAUUCAGGAAACUGGUACUGAACUACAAAGUGAAAUACCUGUACCACUCCCCUACUUUUUUUGGCAGAUGCUAGACCUGUUGUUUUUCCUAAUAUCCUCUCUUAGCUGCAUGUUUAUUUAUUUAUAAUUACAACCCUGGUGGAUUGCAGCUUUCACCUUUGUUGGAAUAUGUUUGUUCUGAGUCAGAACAGGGUCCAUGACUGCUAUUUGAUUACCAAACCUGCUCCCUGCUGCCACCAUAAAGGAUGAGGCCUGGGACUUGGGUUCUGAGAACAGAGAAGGGAGAAGGUGAAGCCUGUGUAGCUGCACCUUCUGGUCUGUUUUAAUUUAACUGUAUUUAAUUUGUUUUCAAAAUUAAAAGUCAAAUAUGGUUUUUAACAGUCUUAA
Erinaceus europaeus (western European hedgehog) is the source of this 3450-nucleotide messenger RNA. RefSeq names its product beta-1,3-glucuronyltransferase 1 (gene B3GAT1). Gene Ontology annotation, molecular function: galactosylgalactosylxylosylprotein 3-beta-glucuronosyltransferase activity. The record is from RefSeq and is a predicted model, not a curated record. Gene Ontology annotation, biological process: carbohydrate metabolic process; chondroitin sulfate proteoglycan biosynthetic process. Bases 498 to 1502 code for a protein of 334 amino acids. NCBI's taxonomy places the organism in Eukaryota, Metazoa, Chordata, Mammalia, Eulipotyphla, Erinaceidae. The transcript is spliced from 7 exons. Gene Ontology annotation, cellular component: Golgi membrane.